Messenger RNA from Saprolegnia diclina VS20, 3618 nucleotides. RefSeq lists its product as hypothetical. Gene Ontology annotation, cellular component: membrane. Gene Ontology annotation, molecular function: calcium channel activity; protein binding. NCBI's taxonomy places the organism in Eukaryota, Oomycota, Saprolegniomycetes, Saprolegniales, Saprolegniaceae. The coding region runs from base 534 to 3455 and encodes 973 amino acids. Gene Ontology annotation, biological process: calcium ion import across plasma membrane. The record is from RefSeq and is a predicted model, not a curated record. The transcript has 25 exons.
CGAGCGUUGGGACAGCACCCAGUUAUAGCGGUACACAAGAGGAGCUGGUUCUUCGAAGCGAGGUCGUCAGUGAAGAAGCCAGCACGUCGAUCUGGCCCGUUUACAGUAUUGGCCGACGCCACGGCCCGCAAAGAAGAGGCGCCGGCAACGCCACUCACUGACGCCAGCUACGGUCGACUGCGAAAAAUGAGCCUUCGUCGCAGCAACCGAUAGCGGCAUGAUGGUCGUCGGUCGAAGGGACAUGCGCAAUGCACUUUGCAGUGUGAGUGCCAUGUCAGAUCCAAUGCAAUGGUCAGCGGUGGUCGACGCACGCCAGGCGCCUUGUUGGGUGCCACAAGGGGAAAUCGUAAGAAACGCUGGGCCGACCACCGAGACGAGAGAGCGACUUGCAGGUCACGUGUCCAUCCUGAAGCUCAACGAAUUACAAACAAUUGGGCAUCGAUUGUUGUGAAGGAAUUUUCUUUAUAGCCAAUCCGUGCAACGGAAAGCGCCAGCACGACAUACGAUUGGCCACAGCGAAAAAGGCAAAAAGUAUGACCAGCGUCGCCGAACUCGCGUGGCGCCAGGACUGGGACGCCGUGCGACGCAGCGUCGAGGCCGGCGCCGACGUCAACGCACCCUUUUUUGGCAAGACGGCGCUGCAGUGGGCUGCGUACCAUGGGGACAACACGACGCUUGCCGCGCUCGCCGGCGCCCCCGCGAUUGAGAUCGACGCGCGCGACCUCGAGAAUGCAUGCACGGCGCUGCACUGGGCUGUGCUCAAGUCCAACCUCGAAGCCGUCCAUGUGCUCCUCGCCGCCCAUGCCAACGCGCACGCCGUGACGCAGGACGGACAAACGCCACUGCAGCUCGCGAUUGCAACCAACGCGCACGCCAUCGCCGACCGGCUCCAAGACGCCAUGAACAUGCCACCGGUCAAGGAGGAACUUGAUGGAAAAGGCGGCGCGCGGCUCAGCUUUAUCCGCACGGGCGACGUCGCCCGCGUCCACGCAUGGCUCGCGCAGGCUGCCGACACUGUCAUCGAAAGCCGCGAUGACAGCGACAAGACACCGCUGAUGCUCGCGGCCGCCGGCGGGCACCACACGAUCGUCGAACUCCUUUUGGAACGGGGCCCAGACGUCGACGCCACCGACGCGAUGGGCAGGACCGCCCUCAUGUAUGCUGCGCUGAGCGGCCACCCCAUCAUCCUGGACAUGCUCCUGGGCCACUUUGCCGAUAUGGAUGUGGUUGACAAUGACGGCGCCUCGGUGCAGCUGCUCUUGCAUGCGCAGCUCUCGGACAAGAGCCACUCGGCGUCGGAGCUCGCACGCUUCCAACGCUGCCUUGCGACGCUGCAAAAAGAGGCCCAGUACCGGGAGACGUCGACCGCCUACCGCAUGAAGGUCCGCGCGUCGAUUCUCAAACGCAUGGAGCAAGGGUUUGAUGCAACUGUCUUCAAGAUGGCCGUGCACUGCGACCCGUCGCUCGGUCGGUGGUGCCUCAACCACGCCCUCAUUGUGGACCGCCACGCCUUGAGCUUUCACGAGCUCGAAAAAAUCUAUGGUACCCGGGGGGUCAAGAAAAGCCCGCUGUACACGCUGCUACACUUGCCGAGCGACGAAGCGUACGAAGCACAACGCAUUUGCUUGGAUCACCUCGUCAUGCGGCGCGUGCUCGACCUCAAGUGGGAGUUGUUUGGCCAACGAAUGUUCAUCGAACGUGUCCUCAUGUACGGGCUCUUUGUGACGACCAUGACCAUCUCUGCCUCUCUCGACGACUCGAACCGAAAGCAGCCCGACGUGAUCCUGUCAUUCUCCGCCGUCAAUUGGGCUGUCGUCGUGCUCUUCCUUGUGUGCGGUUGGCUCGGCGCCCAGGCCCUCCGCCCGUCGAUGCUCUGGCGCCUCGCCCGGUACUUUGUCGACGGUCGCUGCACAGCGUACGACGGCCUUGUGCAAGUGACUGCGUCCGACAAGCGCAAAGCGAAGUGGCUCAUUCUUGCCUUGACGGUCAGUAUCGCUAUAGCUGGCUGUGUGCCGGCGUGCUGGCUCCUCCUCAGCAUCAACCUCGACGACUGGUUCUUGCCGUUCAAGAUCGUCAACCUCGCGCUCCUCUUUUGCACGGCCUUGUACUUUCUCAGCACCGAGCUCCGCGAGCUGCGCGGCGACACGGCCGCCCUGCUCGACCCAACGGACAAGAGCAAGCGCGUGCGCUGGUCGUCGUCGACGUACCUCACGUCGUUCGUCAACUGGUACCGCCUUUUGGUCUACUUGAUCAUCGCGAUUGGCUACGUGCCGUGGGAAAUUGGCGCCUACGGUGUCGUGGUGCCGACGUUUUGGCACAUUUGCCUCGGCACGUUCUUAUCGCUCUCGCUUUGGGUGCUCUCGCUCGAGUUUUUGCAAGUGCAUCCCACGACGGGCUACCUCUUGCCCAUGAUCCAAGGUCUCCUCGUCGACGUUGGCAACUUUAUCUUGCUCUACGGCGUCUUGCAGUGGGGGCUUUCAUGUGCCUACCUCCACAUAGUGCAGCACGACGCAGACGCCACGGGGUUUGGCAUUUGGUUUCGCGCGUUUACGUUUGCGUACUUUGCGCUCUUUGGGGAAUUUCGCCUUGAUGAAAACUUCAAGUCGGACGACAGCGUGCUCUUGACGUACUUCCGCAUCCUCGCGCAGGUCCAAGCGGCGAUCGCGUCCGUCUUGCUCAUGAACAUGCUCAUCGCGAUGAUGAACAAGCGCGUGCUGGAAGGGCUCGAGAAGGCCAAGAUCCAAGCGCUUGCCAGCUACGCCAAGUGCAUCCUUCGGCUGGAAAUGGCCAUGUCGCCGUCGACGCAAGCCAAGGUCAUGCACCUCGCCGACGUCGACGGGCACGAGUGCUUGAACCCUCUCUUCUUUACGCCGCUGGCCCGAACCGAGGUGGCGCUGAGUCCCGACGAUUUGGUGACGAUCGACACGCUCAAGACGCACCAGCUGUCGUGGCGGCGGGUCCUCGAGAGUCUCCAGUCGCUGCUGCUCGAGCAGCUCGAGCCAACACAUCUCUUUGAGACGUGCGAGCAGCUACUGACGACGCAGUUUAGCCUUUUUAUGCACAAGCCGCAUGUGAAUCUGCUCAGCGCGCCGAGCCUCUUGGCGCAGCUGGUCACGUCGCUCGCGACGAUCCUCUCGACCGUCGACGGGUUGCGUCCACACCAGGUGGCACACCUCGAGCAGCACGUCUGGCCCGCGUUUCAUGCUAAGGGAGCGCAGCUGGCGGCGACGGCCCGCGACGCCUUGAACUACGAGGCGGCGACUGGCCACACGGCCGUGGAGCGGCAGCUGCGCGCGAUGGACGAGCGCCAUCAGCGGCAGCUCGAGGCGCAGCAAGCUGUCUUUGCGGAACAGCUCGAGACGCAGCGGCUGGCGACCGACGCACAGCUGAUGGCGAUGGAGAGACGGCUGGCGACGCUCAUCCAGAGUUUGCGUCCGUCCGGCGGCGCGCCAUGACUUGCCCCGGCCUUUCUGCGAGCGGCGAUGAAACACUAUUUCAUGAUAGCAAUACACAUGAUAUCGUGUGCGGUCCAACCGAUCGAUGUAGUGUGAGAGAACGUGAAAUGGUGUACGCCGGAAUCUCCUGUGGAAGCGUAUUAAAAAGUAAUAGCAUUUUAUU